Molecule: messenger RNA, 939 nt
Organism: Didymodactylos carnosus
Lineage: Eukaryota; Metazoa; Rotifera; Eurotatoria; Philodinida; Philodinidae
Source: the annotation of a GenBank genome assembly
AUGUAUACCAUCCAAUCUGGUACAGAUAUUGUUCCUCAAUGGCCAUAUCGAUCACCAUUUUACAUGACAUCAUUAUUUCUCAUUCCUGAUUCAAAAACAGCACCAUCUCCCUAUCACUCAUCAAAUAAUUAUCAUUUAGUAACAACUCAUAACAAUAAAUGUGCAAAAGAAAAUGAAAAAUAUUUAUUAACGAAAAAUGAACAGAAAUAUCAAGCUUUAUUAGCAAAACCAUUUUUGAAAUCAACUAAAAAAUUAUCAUUUGAUAUUGAAUCAAUUUUGAAGAAGCAUGACAAACAUCAGCAUAGUCAUUUUAAUACAAGUAUUGAUAAUGAUACAUUGAAUAAUUCAAGUAUCGAUGAUUGUGAUGAGAACGAUUUGGUUAGAAGUACAUUUUGUGCUAGUCCAAUAUCAUCCUACACCAUUUAUAAUCAAUUAAAAUCACUUCAAGAACAACGAACAGCAAUACUCAAUUUUACGCUUUCAAAUACAUCGCCAUUAUCUGAAAAUCUAUCUGAUCAUUAUCGAGUCAUUAAUGAUCGAAAAGUAUUAUUUUCACCAUCAUCAUCACCAUCAUCAACAACACGAACAACAAAAGCUAAACGUAUUCGAACCAUUUUUACAUCAGAACAAUUAGAACAUCUUGAAGCUGAAUUUGAAAAACAACAAUAUAUGGUUGGAAAUGAACGUUAUUAUUUGGCAACAACAUUAAAUUUAUCCGAAGCACAAUGGUUUCAAAACAGACGAAUUAAAUGGCGACGACAAGCACUAGAGGAACAUCAACAUCGUUUAUCAAUGUCAAUUAAUAUAACGGACGAGAGUAGUAAUAAAAAUAAUGAUUUGAAACGAGAAAUAGAACGAGAAAAAGAAGAUGAAGAAUCAAAAUGUGGUAAUGAUAUCGAUUUAAAUGAAUUUAAUGAUUCCACAGAUGAUGAAAAUUAG